UUAACCCGCGUGUGAUGAUGAGGAUCUCCAGACCUGAACCUCACUGCAACAAUGACUCCAAGCAAGACUAUGUCCCUGUUACCUGUUCUCCUCUUAGCAAUGUGUAUUGCGUGUGCAGCACAAGCUUUUGAUUGUUGUAUUAAAUACAGCGAACAAAAGAUCCCCCGGAGACUUAUCAGAAGCUAUUACAUCCAGAAAUCAUCGGAAGUUUGCAAUACUGAUGCCAUUGUGUUUAAAGUUGCUUAUAAAACAAGUCCCAGCGGGUUUAUCGAUAUCUGCGCAAAUCCCAAGCAAAAGUGGGUUAAAGAUUCCGUGAAAGCCUUGAAAAAUCCACUUCUAAAGAGAAAUCAGAGGAAAAAAUUCAAGCAGGCUAAAAAUAAAGAAAGGCAAAAUCUCAAUAAUUAGAUGAACCAAAUGACUACGCAAUUUAUUUCCUGGAAGAAUAUUAUUUAAAAUGUAUAUCCUAACUGGAGAUCUCGGAUUCCUGCCUACAUCCACCACCAUCGAUAGUAUCACAGAACACAUGACGACGUCAGGAGUCAUCUUCCACGAACGGUCACUGAUUAUUCACCAUCAAUUGUCAUAUCGCCAGUGCUCUGAUAAAUGAUUAAAAAACAACCAAAAACUAGCAACAAUUUACUUUCAGCUGUGAGUAGUUUAGAGUGCUGUGAGUUAUGGGCAAGCAAUAUUCAGCAGUGAUUGUUAUCCUCCGCCGCAUAUGGUGGAAUCCGGUAUCAUCAACAGUAUGGAAUAAAUGCUCACCUAAUGUCAGAUGUAUGAAAAAGAACAUUACUCAACAAGAUCAUUUCGGACCCUCCAGCCUCGCAGGCCAAAAACAAAAUCGAAUAGCCUCUACUCUGCUUGUGGUAUUAUGUAUUAUGUCAUUUAUGUGAUUGAGUGCCCAUUUCUCUUACAUUCUUGUUUUAUCAUAUUAACUGUUUACUGAACAGUAGACUUAUUCUGUUCCUUUGAGAAU
This is a messenger RNA of Spea bombifrons (plains spadefoot toad), 976 nucleotides long. RefSeq names its product C-C motif chemokine 20-like. The record is from RefSeq and is a predicted model, not a curated record. The transcript is spliced from 4 exons. The coding region runs from base 52 to 405 and encodes 117 amino acids. Gene Ontology annotation, biological process: lymphocyte chemotaxis; positive regulation of ERK1 and ERK2 cascade; cellular response to type II interferon. Gene Ontology annotation, molecular function: chemokine activity; CCR chemokine receptor binding. Lineage: Eukaryota; Metazoa; Chordata; Amphibia; Anura; Pelobatidae. Gene Ontology annotation, cellular component: extracellular region.